AUGGUCCAUAGUGCAGAGGUCCUGAAAGUCCUCACGAUGGCAGAGAAGUUAAUGCUCUCUACAGAGAAUGCAAAUAAACUGGAAGAAAGUGCAAGAGGGAUCUACAUCCCUUGUCCAGAGCAUUACAAUGGCUUCUGCAUGCAUGGCAAGUGCGAGCACUCCACUAACAUGCUGGAACCGUCUUGCAGAUGUGAUGCCGGAUAUACUGGACAACACUGUGAAAAAAAGGACUACAGCGUUUUAUAUGUGGUUCCAGGUCCAGUACGAUUUCAGUAUGUCUUAAUAGCAGCUGUGAUUGGAACCAUCCAGAUUGCUAUCAUCUGUGUUGUAGUCCUCUGUAUUACAAGGAAAUGUCCCAGGAGCAACAGAAUCCACAGACAGAAGCAAAACACAGGGCACUACAGUUCAGACAACACGACAAGAGCAUCGACAAGUUCUAGUGGCAAUUUUGAGUCUACUGAACUCAGUAGUAGGGUUUUGAGUUGGUCCAAGAUCAGCGACAAUUAUGGAUGUGGGAAAGGUGAAGAAUAAUUUAACCUACAUUGAGGAGGGAUAAAAUAUUUCAGAUCCGGAGUCAACUACAUUUCAUCAGCUCUUCUCCCAUACCAUCUAUCUUUACUCUUCCAUAGCUUAGGAAGUCUUUGCCUUCUAAAUUAAAUCCUAACCGAAGGGGAAAUGGAAAGUCUUGGUAACUGCAAUGGGAGUGUCGGGGGUAAUGUUUCCAUUUGGGAGGAAAUUAGGUGUCUGUCAAGGUGAACCCUAUGAGAACACUUUGCAAAAUCUCCAACGCUGGUCACUGGAUUGAGUGAAAAUUGCUUCUCACUAUUGAUUGAAAAUUAUUAGGUUAAAAAAGUUAAUAACAUAAUAACAGCUGAAAUGCCAGCACCAUUUGUACCUCAUGAACAUGCUGAUAUAAUUUAUUUUUUCAAAGAGAAGGUGAAAACCACUCAGAAAAUACCUUAUGAAUAACUUUAUGGGUGACCCAACUCCAUUAAAUGUAAUGAGCUCAAAUGUUGGCUAUACCUCAGGAAAAUAAGGGCAUGUGUUUUGUCACAUCCACAUGAUGGACAA
Molecule: messenger RNA, 1071 nt
Organism: Pterocles gutturalis (yellow-throated sandgrouse)
Lineage: Eukaryota; Metazoa; Chordata; Aves; Pterocliformes; Pteroclidae
Product: tomoregulin-2-like
Exons: 5
Coding region: 1-531 (176 amino acids)
Source: RefSeq, a predicted model, not a curated record